GUCAUCCACAACAGCAUGUGCAUAGCAGAGAUCGACCUGAUCCCCCGGGACAGGCCCUUCGUCUGUGCCUCCUCCUCCAGGGAUGGGGUCAUCACUGUGCCCCACUGCUGCGACAGAGACCACUGCAACAAAAUAGAGCUCCCCAUCCCCACGCCAGGCCCUACUCCAGGAAAAGCAGCUUCCAACCUAGGACCCGUGGAACUGGCUGCUGUGAUUGCUGGACCUGUCUGCUUUGUCUGCAUUUCACUGAUGUUGAUCCUGUACCUGUGUCACAACCGGACUGUCAUCCACCACCGUGUGCCAAGCGAAGAGGACCCCUCCCUGGAUCGCCCUUUUAUAUCAGAGGGAACUACUUUAAAGGAUUUAAUUUAUGAUAUGACAACGUCAGGCUCUGGCUCAGGUUUACCUUUGCUUGUGCAAAGAACCAUUGCAAGAACUAUAGUGCUGCAGGAAAGCAUUGGGAAGGGUCGCUUCGGAGAGGUCUGGCGUGGGAAGUGGCGAGGGGAAGAGGUUGCUGUGAAGAUCUUCUCCUCCAGAGAGGAGCGCUCCUGGUUCCGAGAGGCAGAGAUCUACCAAACAGUCAUGCUGAGGCAUGAGAACAUCCUGGGCUUCAUAGCUGCAGACAACAAAGACAAUGGUACAUGGACUCAGCUGUGGUUGGUGUCAGACUAUCACGAGCACGGAUCACUCUUUGAUUACCUCAAUAGGUACACAGUGACAGUGGAAGGAAUGAUCAAACUGGCUCUGUCCACUGCCAGUGGCCUUGCUCAUCUUCACAUGGAAAUUGUUGGCACACAAGGCAAACCAGCGAUUGCCCACAGAGAUUUGAAAUCCAAAAACAUUCUGGUGAAGAAGAAUGGAACCUGCUGCAUCGCAGACCUGGGGCUGGCGGUGCGGCAUGACUCGGCCACCGACACCAUCGACAUUGCCCCCAACCACAGAGUGGGCACAAAGAGGUACAUGGCCCCUGAGGUGCUGGAUGACUCCAUCAACAUGAAGCACUUUGAGUCCUUCAAGCGUGCAGACAUCUACGCCAUGGGCUUGGUGUUCUGGGAGGUCGCUCGGCGCUGCUCCAUCGGUGGAAUCCACGAAGAUUACCAGCUGCCAUACUAUGACCUGGUGCCCUCAGACCCUUCUGUGGAAGAGAUGAGGAAGGUUGUGUGUGAGCAGAAGCUGAGGCCCAACAUUCCAAACAGAUGGCAGAGCUGUGAGGCACUGCGGGUGAUGGCCAAGAUCAUGCGCGAGUGCUGGUACGCCAAUGGUGCCGCCCGCCUGACAGCGCUGCGCAUCAAGAAGACUCUGUCGCAGCUCAGCCAGCAGGAGGGGAUCAAGAUGUGACCUGGCCUUGCCCCGAGGGAGCGCCAUCACAGGCCCUGCCGGAGUGGCUGCGAAGAAGAUCAAUUGUUCUACCUCACUGGGGAACAGAAGGAUAUUGCUGCCUUUUAGUACUUCAUAGGAACAUCACUUGGUAGGAUCUUC
This is a messenger RNA of Indicator indicator, 1479 nucleotides long. It is a transcript of the gene TGFBR1, whose product is annotated as transforming growth factor beta receptor 1. Lineage: Eukaryota; Metazoa; Chordata; Aves; Piciformes; Indicatoridae. Gene Ontology annotation, cellular component: plasma membrane; activin receptor complex. Bases 16 to 1338 code for a protein of 440 amino acids. Gene Ontology annotation, molecular function: transforming growth factor beta receptor activity, type I; SMAD binding; ATP binding. The transcript has 8 exons. The record is from RefSeq and is a predicted model, not a curated record. Gene Ontology annotation, biological process: transforming growth factor beta receptor signaling pathway; nervous system development; activin receptor signaling pathway.